Labrus mixtus (cuckoo wrasse) is the source of this 1662-nucleotide messenger RNA. RefSeq names its product heterogeneous nuclear ribonucleoprotein A0-like. The record is from RefSeq and is a predicted model, not a curated record. The transcript has 2 exons. Gene Ontology annotation, molecular function: RNA binding. NCBI's taxonomy places the organism in Eukaryota, Metazoa, Chordata, Actinopteri, Labriformes, Labridae. The coding region runs from base 40 to 954 and encodes 304 amino acids.
GCUGCUAGUUGUUACAAACGUCUCGCCGUCUUUACGAGAAUGAGUGAUCAGCUUUGCAAACUUUUCGUUGGUGGGCUCAACGUAGACACCGACGACGAUGGCCUGCGAAAGCACUUCGAGCAGUUCGGCACGCUGACCGACUGCGUCGUCGUGGUGAACAAGCAGCUGCAGCGGUCCCGUUGUUUCGGCUUUGUGACUUACUCCUCGCCGGAGGAGGCCGACGCGGCGAUGGGCGCCAGGCCGCACACGGUCGACGGCAGCGACGUCGAGGUGAAGCGGGCCGUCGCGAGGGAAGACGCCAACAAACCGGAGGCCCUCGCCAAGGUGAAGAAAAUCUUCGUCGGCGGGUUAAAAGACGACAUCGAAGAGUACCACCUGAACGAGUACUUCUCCCAGUACGGUGAGAUCGAGAAGGCCGAAGUCAUCUCGGAGAAGGAGACCGGGAAGAAGAGGGGCUUCGGCUUUGUCUACUUCACCGAUCACGACGCCGCCGACAAAGCGGUCGUCGUGAAGUUUCACACCGUGAACGGACACAAAGUGGAGGUGAAGAAAGCCCUCACCAAGCAGGAGAUGCAGGCGGCCAACAGAGGAGGGAUGCCGCCCAGAGGAGGAAGGGGACGAGGCAUGAGGGGGAAUCAAAAUGGCUACGGCAGCAGGGACUACAGCGGGAACUACAACUACGGAAAUGGCGGAGGCUAUGGAAACGGUGGCGGCGGCUGUGGCUACGGAGGUUAUAGCGGACCUUACGGGGGUGGCGGCUACGGAGACCAGAGCAGUGGUUACGGUGGUGGAAACGGCUACAAUGAGUUUGGCAGCAGCUACGCCCAGCACAAUUCUGGUUACGGCCCGAUGAAGGGGCCUCCAUUCGGCGGUCAGAGGAGCGCUGCUCCCUACAACAGAGGCGGUGCAGGCGGAUACCCGAGGGGAGGCUACGGCGGUGGCGGCGGCUACUAGAUAAGACUGGGAAAGAGAAAAAAAACACCAACCUACACCAGCCCCCCCAUCCCCCUGCCAUAGGUUUCCUCCAACCAGGAUUUGGACGCCAAACUCAAAUUCAAUAACGGGGGCGUCUGCCGUGAAAUCCAGAUACGGUCACAGAGACCGCCCCUCUCAAAAUCCCAAACAGGGUGCAAUGGGUAACCUGGGCAACGAGGACAUCACCCUGCAAAUGAUGGGGUGUGUCUCCACACUGGCGGGGGUUUACCGGAGAGCGGUGGUGCCUUCUCCCCCUCAGGUGAAGUCAAGUUUUCACAAAACAAAAGGUUCCCAAGUGUGGUGCUUUUUAAAUGGGUCUAAACAUGGUUUUUCUGAAAUGUUUGCAGGGUGAGUUUUGAUGACACAGUGCCCAAGUGCAAGUUGGAUAAUUACUGAUACUUCAGGGGAAUUAAGCAUGGAGGACAGUGGUUCAAAUGUUUGGCAUGUGAGCCCUUAAAAGUGAAGCUUUUAAUCCCUCAUCACAGGUUUUCUCUUGGUGUUGAUCUCUGCUGUGGAAAACUUAAAAUCAUGUUCAGCUUAAUGUUAUUUUUUCUUUCUUUUUAAUCAUUGCUUUACUUCCUGAACCCUUUUAGAGUACUGACCCAGAGGAUAGGAGCAGUGUUUGCACUUUGGGCACUGUGGAUUUUCAAAAUAAAAUAAUACUAUAUUAAAAUUUGGUGUUUUAAA